GCCUCUUCCUUAUCUUAGGCUUGAUACUCUACCCUGCAGGUUGGGGAUGCCAGAAAGCAAUAAGCUAUUGUGGACAUUACGCUUCCGCUUACAAACUGGGAGACUGCUCCUUGGGCUGGGCUUUCUACACAGCCAUCGGUGGCACUGUUCUGACGUUCAUCUGCGCAGUCUUCUCAGCCCAAGCUGAAAUAGCCACGUCCAGUGACAAAGUGCAAGAAGAAAUAGAAGAAGGAAAAAACCUUAUCUGCCUCCUUUAA
Eurypyga helias (sunbittern) is the source of this 257-nucleotide messenger RNA. Its product is annotated as lipoma HMGIC fusion partner-like 2 protein. The record is from RefSeq and is a predicted model, not a curated record. Lineage: Eukaryota; Metazoa; Chordata; Aves; Eurypygiformes; Eurypygidae. The annotation marks the transcript as partial. Gene Ontology annotation, cellular component: membrane. The transcript has a single exon.